AUGGAGCGUAUGAUCGAAGGCCGAGAGACAGAAGCCAAUCGRGGUAUAGUCUGCCUCAUAUAUAAUCAGAGGUUGGUCUUUCCUGAGUGUCUACAACCCCAUCCAUCAAAUCGCAGAAUGGCACAACUCACUCUUCUUUUCGUUGCGUCCCUCUUGGGAAUUCAAUCAGUGUGGGCAUCUCCAACCGCAGCCUCGACUGCCCCGAGUCUGCAGCAAUGCGCACAGCAGAUGGACGGUAAACUACCAUCCGGUACACCUAAGAGCUUCAACUUCAGCGGGAAUGUGCGACGCUACUAUGUCGCUGCCGAAGAGGUCGAGUGGAACUACGGCCCGACCGGCUGGGACAAUUGGCUUGGAGUUCCCUUGAACGUCUCGCCAAGAGCCAUGCCUCUACUUGAAUACAACACAACUUACCUCAAAGCCUUAUACCGUGGCUACACCGAUAGCACCUUUAAGACAUGCAGCGAACAGCCACAAUGGCAAGGAACCCAAGGACCGACACUACGCAGCGAAGUGGGUGAUUUGGUAGAGAUCAUGUUCGUCAACAAGCUGUCCAAAGCAUAUGCAACAAUGCAUUCCAUGGGUCUCMAAUACAGCAAGACCAGCGAGGGAUCAGAUUAUCCCAACAGCACGAUGCCAGGCUAUGAUGAGACACUAAACACCGCAAACGCAGUCCCUCCUGUCGAAGCUGGCGUCAGCCCAGGAGACUGCGUUGUAUACAAAUGGAUCGUACCCGACAUUGCAGGCCCAAAUGGCGAUGAGCCAGCUAGAACCCACAGCUACCACUCCUACAUCGACCUCAGCAUCGACACCAACUCCGGCCUCAUCGGCCCACAGAUUGUCUACUCCCGUGGAAAAAUGAACUCCACAAUGUCCACCUACCGCGAAAUCCCCCUCCUCUACAUGGGCUACUCAGAAUCCGCCUCUUUUCUCUCCGGCGAAAACGCCAGAAAACUGCUACCCAACCACACAAUUUCCACAAGCUCGUUCGGAUCACCCGACAUGAACCUCUACAGUUCCAACUCCUCCAUCUGGCGCCCUCAAAUGACCAAUCUAGGCCUCUCAGGCCAAUUCCCCUCGGCUCCACAAUUCUUCUCUUUAAACGGGUACUUCUUCGCCAACAACCCGACCUUCGAAAUGUGCAUGAACGACAAGGUGAUUUGGUAUGUCAAUGCUUUUGGAGGGGAAAGUCAUGUCUUCCAUAUGCACGGCCAUUCUUUCAUGGAGAAUGGACUGAAGGCGUUUUCCAAUAGUAUCAAUGAUGGAGCGGGACAUACUUUGUAUAUGAAUGCUUCGAAUCAGGGGUUGUGGCAGGUGAUUUGUCAUGUGGGAGAUCAUCAUCAGCAGGGCAUGUUGGCGAAUUAUAUGGUUUAUGGGGAGGGGAAGUGUCCUCUGCCGGCGCUUGGUGGGGCUUGA
Ramularia collo-cygni is the source of this 1416-nucleotide messenger RNA. RefSeq lists its product as uncharacterized. Bases 1 to 1416 code for a protein of 471 amino acids. NCBI's taxonomy places the organism in Eukaryota, Fungi, Ascomycota, Dothideomycetes, Mycosphaerellales, Mycosphaerellaceae. The record is from RefSeq and is a predicted model, not a curated record. The transcript is spliced from 3 exons. Gene Ontology annotation, molecular function: oxidoreductase activity; copper ion binding.